GUGCGGGGACGCGUGGAGGAGCUUGGAGGAAGGUGUGCGCACGGGCCGAGACGACGACCGCGCUACGUGUGUGCUCGCAGAAGCGGGCGAGGAGAUCGCGCGUACACGCUUGGUGGUGGUCGUUCGGAGGUUGCAGUACUACGUGCGACGAUUUCAAGCAGCUCGGCGGCGAGUGUUUUAGAGGCUAGCUGGCCUGCUGCCGACGCCGCUGCCUGUGCGCGGUGACGCCCCGUCGCUAGCGGCUGUGAAGAAGAGGUCAGCCCGCGGCAAGUGCGUCGUCGUCAAGCUCUUCUAUCGCAGACGAGCGCGCGGUUGCGCCUACACAUUUUCUCCGUGUGUGCGUGUGCAACUUCUGUAUCUGUGCGCUUAUAGCUACCGUCUGGUCUUCGUCUGGAGCUCUUGCAAGCGGGCAGGACGCGUCUGAUCGCCUGGAAGGACCUCGGUGAACCAUAUUGUGCCGUGUGUUCGCGCAACGCUUGUCGUCUGUCACUCGUCUUCCCGAGGACAUCGUAUGGACGUUUCUUCUGCGACGUGGAUUCGUCGCCGUCCUUCUGGAUCAGAAGACGUGCGUGCCUCUGUGGACGUUCGGGAGACGUCGACCGUGUGUGCCCUACGCGCGCGUUGUGUAGUUACUUGUGGUUGGGUCGUCGAGCGGCGGAUUAAGACAACCUGUGACGCAGUUAUUCUUCGGUGACGCAUACCUGUAUGCGUGCUGGACUACAACGUCGGUUUCCGGAGGGGAAACGUCGAACGCGUGAUGCUAUAUGGACGUCCCGCUGUACUUUGUACGUAUAGGUCUCGGUUCGUCCUGGUCGCCGGAUCCGUUUUGAAAGCUGUCUUCUCGCGGUACGGCGUCACCUAAACCGCAAGUCGACGUCCUUGUGAAGCGACCGCGCUUGCUGACCACUCUUCUGAAGUGAUUGUCAUUCUAUAAGGCAUUUGGUUUGCUAUUUCACUAUCCCUCGGAUAGCCAGUGGGAUUGGGCUCCAAAACCGUGAGCAGCGUUUUACACUGCACCACUCUCAGCAGCAUAUGCGCGCGGCCUUCGUUGUGAACGAGCACCCCUGCGCGCUUGGAUGAGUUCUCCUCCUUCUGUAAGCUGUUCUCUGGCGUCGCCAACAUUUUUGCCUUAGGGCAACCGCGGUAACCCGAAGCCGUACAAAGUGACUAACGUGUUUACAAACUUCGGUUCCGGUUCCGCUGUUCGCGUUGGCCUGAGGUAAUCGCUCGCUUAACCGCACGUUUACACACGUCACGGCUGGAAAGGGCGUGGCGUUUGAUUGCCAGUUCGUAUAACAGGAUUGACUUUUCUACAAGACCUCUCCAGUGCAUUAUAGGUGACGGAAGAUCGGCGUUGAUUCGGUUUGCGAGAGACUCUAUUCUUUGUCUUUACUAAACGGACCCGAUAUAUGUCAGGAGCGCAACUGUUCCGCGGACAACAAUAGUGUGACAUUUGCAGAUUCUCCCGCGCAUGCUUCGUGCUGAAGAGCGUGUGUACAAUUUACUUGCGGUCACGCGCUCUUGUCGUUGUCGAUCGGGAUAUUGCCGCAGUGUUUCUUGAUGGCCCUUGGAAGAACGUACGCGGUAAUAGAAGUGCGUCUACUGUAGUUUCGUUUCGAACCACCAGUUUUCGUCUCGUCUAAGAACAAGAAGUUUCGAGGAAUACCAACAUCAGCGACCAGCAACAACACGAACGAUGAAGACGUUGAAGCAGUGCAUCUCGGCGCCGUCUGAAGAAAGACCACAGAUGGCGGCGAUCCGAAAGAAACUCGUGAUAGUCGGAGACGGCGCGUGCGGUAAGACCUGUCUGCUGAUCGUCUUCAGCAAGGAUCAGUUCCCCGAGGUCUACGUGCCCACUGUCUUCGAAAACUAUGUCGCCGACAUCGAAGUCGACGGGAAGCAGGUUGAGCUGGCCUUAUGGGACACAGCGGGGCAGGAGGACUACGACCGGUUGCGGCCCCUGUCGUAUCCGGACACAGAUGUAAUCCUCAUGUGCUUCAGCAUUGACUCCCCGGAUUCCCUCGAGAACAUCCCGGAGAAGUGGACGCCCGAGGUGCGCCACUUCUGCCCCAACGUGCCCAUCAUCCUCGUGGGGAACAAAAAGGACCUGCGCAAUGACCCGCACACGCUGCGGGAGCUUGCGAAGAUGAAACAGAAGCCCGUGGCGCCGGAGGAAGGGCGCACCAUGGCGGAGAAGAUCAACGCCUACGGCUACCUGGAGUGCUCUGCCAAGACCAAGGACGGUGUGCGCGAGGUGUUUGAGACUGCAACGAGGGCCGCCCUGCAGGUCAAGAGGCCGAAGAAGACAAAGUGCGUUCUGCUCUAGAGUUAAAACCUUUUUCCCGUUCCCGGUCAGAAGCCUGAAAAAAGGGGGCUGGAGGAGCUUCUCUCGCUGCAGUGUCUUCGCCGCUUUGUUGUGCGUGCCGCCUCCUCCUCUACGUUGAAGAAAACUUCCCCGCACCUUCGUCCUGCUCUGCUUGCACUUCGCGCCGUGCGUCAGGUGCCGCCUCUCUCGUCCACUGUCGUCGUCUUCAACAUCCUCGAGUCCCGUCUUCUCCUCUUUGUGCAUCGUUGCCUGGCCUCUCGAGCCGGGCUGCGAGGACAGAGAUGGCGGAGCACCGGCCCGCCUCCGCGUCUCCGGGCAAUGCCGCGCGGAAAAGGCCACGCUGUGGUACUUCCUUGAAUGUUCUUCGAGCUGCUGGCAUUUCAAGAGGCUUCAAAGAAAGUGCCGGUCACGCUUCGUCGCCUUGUGCAUGGAAAAGGACUUUUUUUUUUUCAAGUUUGUGUGACAUUGAAGGGCAUUUUGGGGCUGUGGGGGACGUGCACGAGUGCUCUUUUUUUCUCUUUAAGAUGUUGAGAACCAUCCUUCCCUUUUUCCUUUCUUUCUCUGAAACCUUCUACACAGUACAUUUGUUGUGCAAGGGUUGGCGCCAAGGUGGGGAGGCCAAAGUGCGUGGGGUGAGCGCCGUUUCGAGUUCUCGACGUGGGGCAAGCGGCGGAAGACCCCCAACUUUCUUUUUACAAGUCACGGUUGGCGUGCGUUCGGAGCAGAACCGCGUUUGCGACACCUGGAUCGGGGAGUGUCAAUUCGCCGCUGCCUGCGACGCGCGGUUUUUGACGCGGUGUCUCAUUGGCGCACUUUCACAGACCGCUGCUAACCACAUUCAGUGUUGUGGCUUCCUUCUCGCACGCGACCUGCUGGUACUGUCUGUCAAAGCUUCUCUAGUAGAGUGCUGAGGGUUUGUGGAGGAAGUUUGCGCUCGCCAAAAGCAGGCAGUCUAACCCUAGACCAAGUGCCUGGAAACCUUUUUUUUUUAGACCUUUCUUUCAACCCUCUUUUGUCAUGUUCUGGUCAGAUGUGCCCUGUUAAUACCCCUCGUGGCUGCCGUUGCUAGCAGUGAGCGAACGGAGACGGAUAGACAGAUGGGGCUGCGGAAAGACUUGACUCUUUGAACAUUAGCUGUUGCUUUGAGUCUGUCGUGCGCCUGUGACUGGGACUGAAGUUUUGUGAGCUCUGUAUCUGUGUGUGUGUAAGCGGGUUUUCUUAUAAAAAGCUUUUUUCUGUUUGAUGUACAUUUCUUUCUUUUUGUGUUGCUAUUUCUGUCUUGCUAGGCCUUUGCUUUGAAGUUCUGCUUCGUUGUGCGAUUGGUGGGAGCACGAAUAGCUUGUUUUAGAGCUGAAAAAUGCAGCACUGAUGCAAAACUGCCGGGAACUAGUGUUAACUCUUUUUACUCGUCUCGAAGCUGGAGUUUGUAAAGGUUACUGCACCUUAACCAAAGGAUGUUAAUUAAACAGCAUCGAAAUUUGGACUGGGCCCAGGAAAAUGCACAAGAACUCGUCUGUCGUUUCGCUUGUUUGGUCUUUUUGUCCGAUUCCGUGCUUGUCUUGUAUGCCUGCCUAUUCUGUGGAGCAGCUAUUGUAAACUGGUAAACAAGUUUACAGUACUGGCUCGCUUCACGUGAAAUUGUGAGGUUUAGGUUAAUCUGGAAGCCACUUAAAAAUGAUGCUGGAAGGCUGCGCGAAUAGAGCGUGGGCCUUGACUGCAUUGCAUCUGGUAGAAGCGCUUGGUUUUGCAGAGUGCGAUUUCGACAAGCGCCCUUGGUCGAGCGUAGGCAAUUUUUCAUCUGUCUGGCCUUGUUGUGGACUGUGAAGAUGAGUGAUCGCGAUACUUCAACACACUGCAGCAUGUCGGGAUUGUAAUAAAAGAAAAAGAAAGAAAUAUGUUGAAGUAGCUUCUCAUUUUAGGUUUGGUAGUAUUCCUCGCGCAUUUGUACCCUGCGCAAAACGUGGGGAAAAAAUAAAAUUUACUUCAGUAGCGGCAUUGUUGGUGGCAAGCUCUGCCACUGAAGGCCCGCUGAAACUACAUCUAUACAAAAAAAAAUUGCUUGAACUCCUUAGUUGUCUGUACAUGUCGGUGAAUUUUGCAUUGUCAUUGCUACCAAAGACUCUUGGUCAUUUUGUCUAAAUUUUGAACAUGCAUUAUAUUUUGUGCUGGGAGUGCUGACAGUUGAAUUAGUUGAAUCAAUGAGUAUAACUGGGCUUUAAAUUAAAUUUUGAACAUGCAUUAUAUUUUGUGCUGGGAGUGCUGACAGUUGAAUUAGUUGAAUCAAUGAGUAUAACUGGGCUUUAAAUUAAAUAUAGUAUUAAUCUUUCUGCCUGGUUGUCAAAUUCCUUUGCAUAAUUUGCUUCCGCAGAAAAAAGAAUUUGAGAGACCUCGCAGAGCUUGUGUUGAUCGAAUUUCCCCAUACAAUUCAGCAUGUGUUGGUAGAUUGUUACUAGUUUUCUGUUUGGACGUAAGGUAGCAGCCACGUUCAUUUUCUUGGUUUCAUAUCACAUGUAGGGUAGUAGGCGACUUAGUUUAUAUACUUCACAACUGUCAUGAAAGAUUGAGGACCAAGUGAAAUGUCAACGCACUGUUUAAAAAAUUUUAUUACAUUGCCCCCCACCCCCUAAAACAAGUUGGGACUAUAAGCAGCUUGCAAAGCUUUCAAAGGGUGUUAAGUGUGUCUGUGGCCAUGUGACUUGAUCAGCCUCAAUAUUGUUUUGUAGGAUCAUGUUCUAAACAGUGUUGCCAAACACUUUUUCCUACUAGUUCUGUGCACGGGCACAAAGAAACGGUGGGCACAUUUUUGAGAUGCACUCAUGAAAGGCGGAGUGAUGGUUGUCUUUACGGUACUAUAAACAGUCUUUGUUUUAAAAUGUAUUUGCCGAGAACGAGAGCUUUAUUUUUGUCUUCUUUCCGUGCUGGUGGUCUUCGUGGAUGAAGUCGAAAGCGUAUAUCGCUAAUGAAGAGCUUUGAAGAAAAAAAAAACGAAUGUGGAUUUGCGCGGCUUUUGCGAUGCACUGUUGCGUGAAUUAGUAACUGCUACGCUGCGUGGCUUUUUUUACCUUUCUUUUUUUCGCGCCUUGCGAGGUCGGUGCCGCCGCUCGUGAGUUAAUCAUCCUCCAGAGUGUCUUUUAUUGUUUUUUUUUCUAGGCAUUUCUAACCGGAAACGUGGCAAGGUGCGACGACACCGUCUUAACUAAGAGAAGAUGUUCUCAUUUUCUCACUUCUCGUAUUGUACAUAUUUAAGGAAAAAAAAAAAGAGCUAUGUCCGCGUGUUUUUUUUUUUUGAUGUCGCUGUUUUUCAACCUCUCCUGUUUCUGUAACAGUGCCGAGCAUUUGUGAUGGCGGCGCAAUUUUUUAUACGGGGAAGCAAGACAGCUUAGUGCAUUGUUCUGUCGGUUAUAUGUGUAUGGUAGGCCUCCUGUAACUAUUAUUAUUAUUAAAGCAUACUUUUGGUGAA
Molecule: messenger RNA, 5786 nt
Organism: Rhipicephalus sanguineus (brown dog tick)
Lineage: Eukaryota; Metazoa; Arthropoda; Arachnida; Ixodida; Ixodidae
Product: ras-like GTP-binding protein Rho1
Exons: 6
Coding region: 1697-2326 (209 amino acids)
Biological process (GO): small GTPase-mediated signal transduction
Molecular function (GO): GTPase activity; GTP binding
Source: RefSeq, a predicted model, not a curated record